AUGGCACUGCCGCCACCUCUACGAGCAUCUGUUACGCCUGCUGAGCUGGAGCUGAUCGCCUGUGAGCAGCUUGUCGAGAUCGUCCCUCUCGUCGCGAUGGAACGAACUGCAUUAUAUCUCUACGGACCCCUGCGACCUCCAGCGAAGUGCAAGCUGAAGAAGAAGUGCCACAUCGUCCCGCCAGACUGGCUUAAUGUAGAUUUCUUGCAGGAUAGGCUAACACGCGAAACCACGCAACCUGAGUUCAGUGAACUGCCAUUUCGUUUCGCGGAGGUCGCCAAGGUCCUGUUAGACGUCGCAUCAGACGAUAUAUCAAAUCCAGACAAAGUUCGUUCACUACUCCAAGACAUCCGCGAGGCACGACAAGCCAAGAGUCGAGACGGUGUGUCGAAAAUCGAUCACAGUGAACUUAGUCUCCCAAAUCUCUGCGCCAUGGAAAUCAAUGAAAUCCGACCGUUCUUCGUGCGUUCGAUGGGCGUCUUGACCCAGCUCGUACGGCAACAGGAUCCAGGACAAAUGGACCAAAUGGAAUGA
Molecule: messenger RNA, 534 nt
Organism: Fomitopsis serialis
Lineage: Eukaryota; Fungi; Basidiomycota; Agaricomycetes; Polyporales; Fomitopsidaceae
Exons: 6
Coding region: 1-534 (177 amino acids)
Biological process (GO): DNA replication; double-strand break repair via break-induced replication
Cellular component (GO): nucleus; GINS complex
Source: RefSeq, a predicted model, not a curated record